AUGUCACAGCACUCUUAUGCACAUCCCCAUCCAGACAUUGUGAUCACUGAACCGAAGUAUGAAGAACUUCAAAUAAAAGAAGAGGACAACUGGGAUAAAGGAGACAUGUUCUUUACUAGUGUUGAUGAAGCAAAUGAUUGCAUCACUAUUGAAGUUCCAUGUGAGGAUCAAAUAGUGGAGGAGAUUCCUUUAGCCAGUACUGAUAUAGACUUGCUAACCCUGACUAAUAAUUGUUCUGAUAUAACAUUAGAAUGUGACAUGAAGCUGUUAUCACCAAUGAAUCUGUCGCCAAAUCCAGAUGAAAACCUGUUGGGGGUUUCCCCGUCACAUACAAGCUUAAGCUCGGACUUAGGCUAUGAGUCAUUGGCGUCUCCACUUAGUGAACCAGAGUCUAUGGACUUGUCAGACUUUUGGUGUGAAUCAUUCUCAGAGUUGUUUCCUGGUUUAACU
Messenger RNA from Iphiclides podalirius (scarce swallowtail), 450 nucleotides. NCBI's taxonomy places the organism in Eukaryota, Metazoa, Arthropoda, Insecta, Lepidoptera, Papilionidae. The record is from the annotation of a GenBank genome assembly.